This is a messenger RNA of Cynara cardunculus var. scolymus (artichoke), 2638 nucleotides long. RefSeq lists its product as uncharacterized. Gene Ontology annotation, cellular component: plasma membrane. Gene Ontology annotation, biological process: protein phosphorylation. The record is from RefSeq and is a predicted model, not a curated record. Gene Ontology annotation, molecular function: protein kinase activity; ATP binding. Lineage: Eukaryota; Viridiplantae; Streptophyta; Magnoliopsida; Asterales; Asteraceae. The transcript is spliced from 21 exons. Bases 60 to 2393 code for a protein of 777 amino acids.
AAUCUGUUUAGAGCUUGGCUCUGUGAUUUCAGAUCAUUUGAUCUUGAUUACUUCAAAUCAUGUCUCAGAUGAAGGAGCUAAACCACCUCAAAAUCCCCCUCGAAGCCAUUAAGAAUUGUUCCCAAGACUUCAAUGAAACAAACUUCAUUGGAAAGGGUGGAUACGGAAGGGUCUACAAGGGAAUCCUCUUCUGGAUGGAUUACCAAAACUUACCGGUUGCAGUGAAACAACUAGAUGUCACAGGGUUUCAGGGCAGUAAGGAAUUUUACACGGAGAUCCAAAUGCUUUCUCAAUAUCGACAUAAGAACAUUGUAACCCUUAUAGGGUUUUGUGAUGAUGGCAAUGAGAUGAUCCUUGUCUACGAAUAUGCAAGCCGUGGAAGCCUUGAUACAUAUUUAAGUGACCCUUCUAUGUUGGGACAACUAUCAUGGGAAAAGCGUCUUGAUAUAUGUGUUGGUGCUGCCUCUGCAUUAGAUUAUCUUCACAAUCAUGUUUCAACAAACCACAGAAUAAUUCAUCGUGACAUAAAAAGCGCCAACAUUUUGUUAGACGAGAAUUGGAAUGCAAAACUUUCAGAUUUUGGGUUAUCUAAGAUAUGUCUAGCAAAUCAACAAAACACCUUUGUGGUCACUAACUUUGCCGGCACAUAUGGUUAUUGUGAUCCACAAUAUGAAAGGACAGGUAUUUUAACAAAAGAAUCGGACGUAUAUUCAUUUGGUAUGGUAUUGUUCGAAGUUUUGUGUGGAAGAUUGGCAUGUGUAUUAAAGUACCAUGACGAGAGACGAUUCCUCCACCAUUUGGCUCGAACUUGCUACCAAAAUGGAGAGUUAGACAAGAUUAUUGAUCAUAGAAUAAGGGAACAUAUCAUGGCAGAACCGUUGAACAUGUUUUCAGCUAUUGCAUAUCAAUGUUUACACAAAACUCGAGAACAACGUCCUACAAUUGCUGAGGUUGCACUCACACUUGAGAAUGUCUCCAGAAUUCAAAUUGGAGCCCCUAUCAUCAAGACUUCCAACCAUCCUCCAUCAUCAUUCUCAUCCACAAGUUCAGAAGAUUUGCCGGGAAUAGAAGACUUCCAAAUACAAGGGGAUGCCAAACCAGGCGGUAAACUUAUGUGCUGUGGAUAUUCGGUGCGUGGGACCUCAUCAUGCACGUUUCGGUGGGUUCGUCACCUUCUGGAUUGCACUAAGGAGUACAUUGAGGGAGCCGUAAUGCCGGAAUAUGUAGUUACAGCUGAUGAUGUUGAUAAACUUAUUAGUGUUGAGUGCAUACCAAACAAUUACCAAGGUCGUAAGGGGGAAAUGGUGCGACUUUUCGCCAAUGAGCAGAAGAAAAUAAUGUGUGAUCCAGAAAUGCAACAGGAACUAGACAAAUAUAUGUCGGUCGGUCAAGCAUCAUUUAGUGUUCUGCUGCUGAUGGAUUCUUCUGAGGAAUGGGAGCAAGCAACUCUCUCUUUGGAACGAUCGAGCUACCAAAUAAAAGUCGAUCGGACACAAGACAUCUUCGUCCACGAGAAAUAUUCCAAUGGUUUAUCGAUCAAAAUCCCUUCAAGACUUGCUACACAAUUUGUGCUGACAUGUUUGAAUGGUUCUUCUUAUUCUUUUGAUACAUUCAAUGAUGUUCGAAUUCGCGAUACUUUGGUGCUCACCAUGAGAAUGUUCCAAAGCAAGAUUGGAACCCCUAUCAUCAAGACUUCCAACCAUCCUCCAUCACCAAUCUCAUCCUCAACUUUAGAAGAUUUGCCAGGAAUAGAAGGCUUCCAAAUAAUUGGGGAUGCCAAACCGGGAGGUAAACUUUUAUGUUGUGGAUAUUCGGUGCGUGGGACCUCAUCAUGCAUGAUUGCAUGGGUUCAUCACCUUCUGGAUGGCACUUCGGAGUACAUUGAGGGAGCUACAAAUCCAGAAUAUGUAGUUACAGCUGAUGAUGUCGAUAAACUUAUUGCUGUUGAGUGUAUACCAAUGGAUGACCAAGGCCGUCAGGGGAAAAUGGUCCGACUUUUUGCCAACGAGCAGAACAAAAUAACGUGUGAUCCAGAAAUGCAACAGGAAAUAGACAAACAUAUGAUGGUCGGUCAAGCAUCAUUUAGUAUUUUGCUGCUGAUGGAUCUUUCUGAGAAAUGGGAGCAAACAACUCUCUCUUUGGAACGAUCGAGCUACCAAAUAAAGGUCACUCGGACGCAAGAUAUCAUCAUCCACGAGAAAUAUUCCAAUGAUUUAACGAUCAAAAUCCCUUUGGGACUUGCUACUCAAUUUGUGUUGACGACGAUGUCUUUGAAUGGUUCUUCACAUUCUUUCGAUACAUUCAAUGAUGUUCGAUUGCGUGAUACUUUGGUGGUCACCAUGAGAAUGUUCCAAAGCAAGGCAUUGGAAGACAAAAGGAAGUCAAAAGCAUGAAGCUUAUAUUCUUCAAUAUAGAUACAAGUGUUAUAUAUACUCAUUCUUUGUAGAAAUGAAGUAAGGAACAAUAGAACUAGUUUUAAGAAGGUUUUGUUGUUGUAGAUUGGAAUCGAUGAGUAAGAGUGCGAACAAGGAUGUGUUGGUUUACAUCUGUGUUUGUUUCUUGUUGAUUUUUUGCUUUAUGUAAAAAGUCAACAGACUGUUAAGACUCUUUGAGUAUAAAAUGAUCUUCUUUAUCCGUA